AUGGCUCAAUCAACUGAGGCUGCGACGGAAGCUGUGGAGGCGGUGAAAUUUGGUUUCAUGACAGACGAAGAGGUCAGGAGCCACAGUGUUGUGAAGAUAAUAAACCCCAAUUUGCUUGACACUCUGGAGAAGCCAAUCCCUGGCGGGCUUUAUGAUCCAGCAUUGGGUCCCCUGGAUGAAAACUUUGCAUGUAAAACAUGUGGGCAGCGGUCAUAUCACUGUCCUGGUCAUUGUGGACAUGUCGAACUCGUUUCACCAGUCUACAAUCCGUUGUUAUUUAAUAUGCUGCAUAAUCUCUUAAAGAAAGCCUGUUUCCAUUGUUUUCAUUUUCGAUCGAGUAGAGGAGAGGUCGAGAAUUGUGUUACUCAAUUAGAACAGAUAUCAGAGGGUGACAUUAUUGGGGCUAAACGGUUGAAUUUACAUCAGAAGAUGAAAGAGAAGAAGAAGUUGGAUGGGGUCUUAUCGAAUUAUCUAGAUGAUCCUGAGGAUAGUGAAGGGAGUCAUAUAUCAGAUACUGAACUACACCCUGAUCAACAAAACCACUCUGAGCAUAAUAAGCAAGGAUACUGGGAUUCUUGUCAGUUUACCGAAGCUAUGUAUGUUCUGAAUGAAUUUCUCAAGAAGAAAGAUAAGAAGUGCAAGAAUUGUGAUUGCGAAAAUCCAAAGAUUAACAAACCAAUUUUUGGAUGGUUUCAUAUGAGUGGACUAUCUGGAAAUCAGACUCGGUCAAAUGCUGCUCGACGCGGCAGGUUGGGUGUGUCAAGGACUGGAGGAGUUGAGGAUAACCCUUCCUUGGAGGUGGUAAAUGCUAGUGAUUGUUCAUGGAAGGAUGAUUCUGAGACUGCUGAAGCCAAUUCAUCUGUUGCCUCUGAUAGCACUGAACUGUCCAAGAAAAAAUCCAUGCAUCAAGCAAGAAACUUCAGUCAGGAAUUAGAAAAACGUUCUUUUUUAGGACCUCUCUUACCAUCAGAGGUUAGAGAUAUUGUGAAGCGCUUGUGGGAGAAUGAAUCUCCUAUCUGCUCAUAUAUUUGUGAUAUUCAGCAGCAGCAACAACAUGAUGAAUCUGGCAAAGUAACUGGCCACUCUAUGUUUUUCCUAGAGAGUGUUCUUGUACCCCCAAUCAAAUUCCGACCUCCAGCCAAAGGUGGCGAUUCUGUAAUGGAGCAUCCUCAUACUCUUUUAUUGGGGAAAGUGCUGCAAUCCAAUAUAGCUUUAGGAAAUGCUCAUGUUAAUAGUGCUGAGCGCACAAAGAUCAUUAAUCGCUGGAUGGAUCUUCAACAAUCUAUAAACGUAUUAUAUGAUAGCAAAACUGCCACUGGUCCGGGUAAAAAAGAUAUCACUUCUGGAAUUUGUCAGUUGCUGGAAAAGAAAGAGGGUAUUUUCCGUCAGAAAAUGAUGGGAAAAAGGGUUAAUUUUGCUUGCCGAUCAGUUAUAUCUCCAGAUCCUUAUUUGGCAGUCAAUGAGAUUGGAGUUCCUCCAUACUUUGCAUUGAGGUUAACCUAUCCUGAGAGAGUAACUCCUUGGAACAGCGUUAAAUUGAGGAAUGCCAUCAUUAAUGGGCCAGAUACCCAUCCUGGAGCUACAACUUAUGUUGAUAAAGUUUCUACUGUGAAAUUGCCAUCCAACAAAAAGCUGCGAACAGCAAUAUCUAGAAAAUUACCUUCCUCAAGAGGGGUAGUUACACAAUCAGGGAAGAAGAAUGAGUAUGAAUUUGAGGGCAAGAUCGUGUAUCGCCACUUGCAGGAUGGGGAUAUUGUGCUCGUUAAUCGGCAGCCUACACUUCACAAGCCAAGUAUAAUGGCACAUGUUGUUCGAGUAUUGAAGGGAGAGAAAACACUUCGCAUGCAUUAUGCAAAUUGCAGCUCCUAUAAUGCUGAUUUCGAUGGUGAUGAAAUUAAUGUCCAUUUCCCUCAAGAUGAAAUUUCUCGGGCUGAAGCUUACAACAUUGUAAAUGCUAAUGAACAGUACAUUGUUCCAACAAGGGGUGAUACUGUCAGAGGCUUGAUUCAGGAUCAUAUUGUAAGCGCUGUGCUUCUUACAAUGAAGGACACAUUUCUAACUCGUGACGAGUUCAACCAGCUUCUUUAUGGGUCUGGUGUGUUUUCAAUGAUGCCUGGUUCACAUCUAGGCGAUAAUUCCCAGAAGGUUUCUUUAGUAGAUUCUGAAGGCAUGGUGAUGCUGUCUGUCUUGCCUGCAGUGUGGAGACCAGGACCUCUUUGGACAGGGAAACAGGUCAUCACAGCGCUAUUGAACCAAAUAACACAAGGUUGUGCACCCUGUACUGUUAAAAAUCAGGGGAAACUUCCAAAGGAUUAUUUUACUGAUAGUACCUACAAAAAUGAAGAGGAAGAAGACAGAGAUCAGAAUGCUGAACAUAAGUUGUUAAUUUGGAAAAAUGAACUCGUGCGUGGUGUGAUUGACAAGGCUCAGUUUGGAAAAUUUGGUUUGGUACACACAGUACAGGAGCUCUAUGGGUCCAACUGUGCAGGCAUUUUUCUUUCUGCUUUAAGUCGUCUAUUCACAAUCUUUUUGCAGAUUCACGGGUUUACAUGUGGGGUAGAUGACCUCAUAAUAUUACCAAACUAUGAUAUGGAAAGGAAGGAAAAACUUGAAGGUGAUGACGUUGGUGAAGAGGUUCACUGUGACUUCGUUAAUUUCAAACGUGGCCAAAUAGGCCCUGAAGAACUGCAAUUGGAAAUUGAGAAAGUCAUAUGCAGUAACAGAGAAUCUGCCACAGCAUCCUUGGAUAUGAAGAUGAAAAAUAAGCUGACCAAUAAAGGUUCUCAAAUAAGCAAAAAAUUGCUUACAAAAGGAUUGUUAAAGCCUUUUCCAAAGAACUGCAUUUCUGUUAUGACAACAACUGGAGCCAAGGGUAGUACGGUCAAUUUCCAACAAAUAUCUUCCUAUCUGGGCCAACAAGAGUUGGAAGGUAAAAGAGUACCCCGAAUGGUUUCAGGGAAAACCUUGCCCUCCUUUUCGCCAUGGGAUUUCACUUCUAGAGCUGGUGGCUUUAUCACUGAUCGCUUUCUCUCUGGUCUUCGACCUCAAGAGUAUUACUUCCAUUGCAUGGCUGGUCGUGAAGGGUUGGUCGAUACUGCAGUAAAAACAUCUCGUAGUGGAUAUCUCCAACGGUGCCUCAUAAAAAAUCUUGAGAGUCUAAAAGUUAGUUAUGAUUAUACCGUUCGUGAUGCAGAUGGUUCAAUAAUUCAGUUUUAUUAUGGAGAAGACGGUGUUGAUGUGCACCGCACAAGCUUUCUCAAAAAUUUCAAGGCUCUAGCAGAUAAUCAAGAAACUAUUUGCCGAAAAUUUCAAAACAAGCGUGAGUACAAUACUUAUAUUGAAAAGUUGCCAGAUGGGCUUGAAAAGGAAGCAAGACACUUUAUUCGCGAGGCAAUAAAAGAGACAUCAGAAGUACAAAAAACGACCCAAAAGGAGCACCUAUCUAAAGGACGCAAGGCAAAAAAGAAGGAAAACCAAUUAGAACAGAAGGCAACAGAAAAGGAGCAAAAGGAGUUUUUAGAAUUGGUUGAACAAAAAUAUCUAUCAAGUCUAGCACAAGCAGGAGAACCAGUUGGUGUCAUUGCUGCUCAAUCCAUUGGUGAACCGUCAACACAGAUGACACUCAACACUUUCCAUCUUGCUGGCCGUGGGGAAAUGAAUGUUACCCUUGGUAUUCCUCGUCUGCAGGAGAUUUUGAUGACUGCAUCAGACACUAUCAAGACUCCAAUUUUGACAUGCCCAUUCAUGCAAUAUAGAUCUAAGCCUGAUGUUAUGUCUCUCGUCGCAAAUGUGAAGAAAGUAUGUAUAGCGGAUUUGGCUGAGAGCAUGGAAGUAGAACUCUCAAUUAAUGACCAGUCUAGAAUCUACAAGCUGAAAAUGGAACUGAAAGCAACCGAAUUUGUGUCACUAGAAGACCUACACGCAACUCUUAGAUCCACGUUCUUAAGGGAAUUGGAGGAUGCAAUAGAAAAUCAUGUGAUGUUUCUAUCCAGAAUUAGUGGCAUUAAAAAUUUCACUUUGAGUUCACCCUCAGAGACGUUAAUCGAAGCUGACGAUAAUUCUACAGUUACAUCACCAGAAGAGGAUAUUGAUGAUGAUAUGGAUGCUGAUGGCGAUGAAAGGGGAGAGGAUCUAGGUUCAGAUGUGCAAAAGAGAAAACAACAAUCUAUGGAUGAGAUGGAUUAUGAUGAUGGCUCUGACGAUGAACCUGAUGAAGGUGAGUUAUCUUCCGAACUUGGAAAAGUACAAACCGAUCAAAAUCAUCUCGAGGAGGUUGAGAAUAGGAAGGAUGUGGAAAAUGACUCAGAUGACGAUGAUGAAGCUUAUAAUAUGCAAAACGAUCUUGAAAUGAAGUCAAAGUCUAAAUCAAGUCGGACGGCAGUCAAAUCCAUGGCCAAAAAUAAAACUUCAGAAGAAUUUUUGGACAAGAAACCGCGUAGGGCAAUCUACAUUUCAGUUAAUGGAUUACAUUUUGAAGUCCACUUUAAAAUUGAACCUCAUUUGUUGCUUGCUCAGAUUGCUCAGAAGACUGCAAAGAAAGUAUAUAUCAAGAGCUCCGGCAAGAUCAGUCAUUGUAAAAUGGUAAAAUAUGAUGCAGAUGAAAAAACAGUUAUUUGGGAUGAUGAUAAAAAACCAAAGUCUACUGCCAAAGAUUUGCAGACGGGCAAUGAAGACCUUGCUUACUGGGCAAUGAAGGCAUCAGGAGUAGAUUUCAAGUCUUUCUGGGAGAUGCAAGACGACCUCAAUUUGAGUCGUUUAUAUUCCAACAAUAUUGAUGCUAUGUUGAAGAUGUAUGGGGUAGAAGCUGCUCGAGCAACUAUCAUUAGAGAGGUGAAGCAAGUUUUUGAUAUUUAUGGAGUGAAGAUUGACUAUCGGCAUUUGAGUUUAAUUGCGGAUUACAUGACGCAUACGGGAGGUUACAGACCAAUGACCAGACAUGGAAGCAUUGCUGAGUCAUUGUCACCGUUUAUUAAGAUGUCGUUCGAAACAGCCUCAAAGUUCAUUGUAGAAGCAGCUUCUCAUGGGAUGACCGACAACUUGGAGACACCGUCUUCUAGGAUUUGCCUUGGCUUGCCUGUAAAGAUGGGUACCGGCUGUUUUGACUUGAUGCAGAAAUUGGAAGUCUGA
Messenger RNA from Fraxinus pennsylvanica, 5127 nucleotides. Lineage: Eukaryota; Viridiplantae; Streptophyta; Magnoliopsida; Lamiales; Oleaceae. The record is from the annotation of a GenBank genome assembly.